This is a messenger RNA of Rubroshorea leprosula, 1053 nucleotides long. Lineage: Eukaryota; Viridiplantae; Streptophyta; Magnoliopsida; Malvales; Dipterocarpaceae. The record is from the annotation of a GenBank genome assembly.
AAAAAAAAAAAAAAAAACUAGCAACAAUUGAAAACUUUGUAGAAUAAAAAAAAAAAAAAAAAAAAAAAAAAAAAAAAAAAAAAAAAAGAAAAAAAAAAAGAAAAAAAAAAAAAAAAAAAAAAAAAAAAAAGAGAACUAGCAACAAUUGAAAACUUUGUAGAAUAAAAAAAAAAAAAAGUUUUGAAUGAGUGGUGAAUUUGAUAACCAUAUAAUAAAAAUGCAAAUUCUCAUUUAUGAACUGCCCCCGCCCAACACCCACCCCUCCCCUCUCCUCCCCUCUCCUCCUUUUAACACUCCAUCUUCCACUUAUAUUUCUUUGCAAAAUUUUAAUUCCUAGAUUUAUCUCCCUUUCUCCGAACAAAAAAUAGAGUAAUGGAAGGAAUCUCAGUCAAACUGUACAAGGGAUUGAAGGGGUACUGGAGGCGGAAGGGCUACGUGAAGUUAAAUGGGUCCCGGCGGAGGCGGAUGGCCGAGGUGGAGCUGGGUUCCCCGACUUCCACGAGGCGACGGCGGUUCUGGCGGUUCAGAGUCAAGCCCAAGCUUAAAUUUAAACUUCCUUCUGGAAUGAAGUUCUUCCUCUGGCUCCGCGAAGCCUAUGUGAAUAUGAUGCUGAAAUUUGCUCACUCGACGGCGUUCGCCAGUUCCGGGUACUGUGAAGCCAUUAGCGACAGGAUGGCUACUUUUGGUAAAGCCCCGAUGAAGGAGUAUGACGACAAGAUGAUCGUGGAGAUCUACAAGUCGUUGAUGAUUGGGCAGUUGGUGCCGCACGAUGCCGCCAAAAUUGGCGCCGUCCGCCGUAGGUGGAAGAAUUAAGGAACCAUUUCGAAACCUGUUUUGAACCGGCAAAACCUUGUCGGGGAGGAGGAAUGCACCGUGGCUAUGUCACUAGGCCUCAAGGGCCAGUGCAUAGAGAAUAUGAUUCUUAGUUUCUUAAAUAUAUGAUAUGAUUAUUUUGUUUUUGGUUGUUCAAAAAGAAAUAUGUGAUAUGAUUAUAAUCACUAGUUGAAGCAUAAUCAUAAAUUACGAAGUUGAGAAUCAAUUUAGAUGUUUAGA